This is a messenger RNA of Globicephala melas (long-finned pilot whale), 4061 nucleotides long. It is a transcript of the gene BRINP3, whose product is annotated as BMP/retinoic acid inducible neural specific 3. Gene Ontology annotation, biological process: cellular response to retinoic acid; nervous system development; negative regulation of mitotic cell cycle. The record is from RefSeq and is a predicted model, not a curated record. NCBI's taxonomy places the organism in Eukaryota, Metazoa, Chordata, Mammalia, Artiodactyla, Delphinidae. Gene Ontology annotation, cellular component: cytoplasm; dendrite; neuronal cell body.
AUUUGGGUUUGGGAUUUGGGCUUGGAGGAGGGAUGGGGCCGUAGAGGAAAGGGGGAGAAGGAAUAAAUCUAGUCUUACCCGAUCGAUUAGGCGAUCGUUUGUGCUGUAUCGGGCUAUGAAAAAGGCAAGAUAAUGCAUUCGGCAGCAAAGCCAUUUCUGGCACCGUCUCCCUACGCAAUUGUUUAGGUAUAAGAGGUGACGCGGGAGUCUCACAGCCUGCCACCUGCUCCCCCAGGGACGGUCGUCAGAACCUCCAAAGCUCUAGCUUCUAAAGCGAGGCGUUUAGAGCUGAAGUUUCGAAGGGAAGUCAAUUGCCUGGAGUCCCGGGGAAGCAGCCUUCGCGGAGGAAGCAGGACCUGGGAGGGCUCCUGCCGCCGCCGCUGCCGCUUCCACCCGCCGGUUCCCUGGCCCCGUGCCUAAGCCUCCCGGCACAGCGCCCCCGAAAGCGCCAGGCGACCCGGCCUCCUCUGCGUCUUCAGCCCCCAAUGCAAAUCGCGGAUGAUCUGGUUAUCCUAAAGUGACCACGGUGGUUAUUGGGGGGCUUGGUUGUGUUGGGUUCCUUACUACGCCUCCCUCGGUUGCUGCAAGGGAGAGGGUUCAAGGGAAAUCCUAGUGAAAUGCACUGAUGGAAUACUAUUAAUCCUAAUGAACAUGUUCCCAACGCAGGUAACUCUUAAAGAACCGAGAGUGGGAAGAUCAGAGCAGGAUUUCCGAAGCGGUGGCCUCUUGAAUUCUCAUUGGAUCCUUCCCAGCAGCCUAAAUCACUCUUGCUGCUGUAUCAGGAUGACUCCAGCCUCGCUCCCUAGUUCUCUCUUUAUCCCGCUGUCUUCAACACAUCCUUUUACUUAUCUUUGCAGAUUUAUCGGUAGUCCACCUCCUGGUCUCUGGGGUUACACAGCUUCUAUUUUUCCCCACUGUAUGGGGCUGUACAGUCCGUAAAAUUUCACUUUGUCUGCCUAAGGCUCACCACAAAUAAGCCCCCUCCCACUCCCCCUAAAAUAAAAGGCACCUCUUUCACACUUUGCUUCCCUCCCUUGGGGCUUCCUGGCUCUGCGUGUAACUUGUUUUUACUUGGUAUGCCACCAGGAACUGCUGAUUAUUUCAAAGUUGCACCACCCUGAAGCUCAUCACUUUACCUUGGUUUGGAAGAUCAUGGAAUAUCUGUUGGCAUCUUGGAUGUAUUUUUCUCAUAGUCAUCUUGCUUCCUGAAAUUUCCUCUGCCUGGUCGUCCUGACUGACAAGUGCCAUCAGCGCCCGAGACUUCAGCUGAAGAAACGAGGGGCUUACCAUAAUUCACCAAUUCAAACAUCCUCUUUGGAGGACUGCUGCUUUUGCGCAGGAGUGGAGGGAGGGAAGGAAAAAAAAAAACAACCCAACUUUCCGUGCAGUCAGAUCUUUGCUUCUUAACCUAGUCUACUCCAGUAAGGCACAGACGUCAGGUACUUAGGUGUUGAGGGAAAGCUAAGAGAAUGAAGGCUCUAAGUCCCCAGUGGAAGCAUGAUAUGGCGGAGCAGAGCUGGUGCUGAAUUGUUCUCUCUGAUGGCUCUAUGGGAGUGGAUAGCACUGAGUCUUCAUUGCUGGGUUUUAGCAGUUGCUGCUGUUUCGGAUCAGCAUGCCACAAGCCCCUUCGACUGGCUCCUCUCUGAUAAGGGACCCUUCCAUCGUUCACAGGAAUACACAGAUUUUGUGGACAGAAGCCGGCAGGGAUUUAGCACAAGAUACAAGAUAUACAGGGAGUUUGGCCGCUGGAAAGUAAAUAACCUUGCAGUUGAGAGAAGAAAUUUCCUUGGCUCCCCUCUGCCUCUUGCCCCUGAAUUCUUCCGCAACAUAAGACUUUUGGGACGUCGACCUACCCUUCAGCAAAUCACAGAAAACCUUAUCAAGAAAUAUGGGACACAUUUCUUGCUAUCUGCUACUCUGGGAGGAGAGGAGUCACUCACAAUUUUUGUGGACAAGCGGAAGCUGAGCAAACGAUCUGAAGGAAGUGAUCCCAGCACCAACAGCUCCUUGGUCACUCUGGAGACGCUACAUCAACUAGCUGCUUCCUAUUUCAUUGACAGGGACAGCACCCUUCGGAGACUUCACCACAUUCAAAUUGCAUCCACUGCCAUAAAGGUAACAGAAACACGGACGGGUCCUCUUGGCUGCAGUAACUAUGACAACCUAGAUUCUGUCAGUUCUGUUCUGGUUCAGAGUCCUGAGAAUAAGAUUCAGUUGCAAGGGCUGCAAGUACUCCUUCCAGACUACCUUCAGGAGCGUUUUGUACAAGCAGCUUUGAGCUACAUUGCUUGCAAUUCAGAGGGAGAGUUUAUCUGCAAGGACAAUGACUGCUGGUGUCAGUGUGGUCCCAGAUUUCCAGAAUGCAACUGCCCCUCCAUGGACAUUCAAGCCAUGGAGGAGAAUCUUCUUCGCAUAACUGAAACCUGGAAAUCCUACAACAUCGACUUUGAGGAAUCAGAUGAAUUCAAGUUCUUUAUGAAAAGGCUACCCAUGAAUUAUUUCCUCAACACGUCUACCAUAAUGCAUUUGUGGACAAUGGACUCUAAUUUUCAGCGCCGCUAUGAACAACUGGAGAACAGCAUGAAGCAACUUUUCCUAAAGGCACAGAAAAUUGUACACAAGCUCUUUAGCCUUAGCAAGAGAUGUCAUAAACAACCCCUCAUCAGCUUGCCAAGACAAAGAACCUCAACCUACUGGCUCACUCGCAUCCAGUCUUUUCUCUACUGCAAUGAGAAUGGGCUCCUGGGCAGCUUUUCAGAAGAGACGCACUCGUGCACGUGUCCCAACGACCAGGUGGUCUGCACGGCCUUCCUGCCCUGCACGGUGGGCGACGCGUCCGCGUGCCUCACCUGUGCCCCUGACAACCGCACCCGCUGCGGCACCUGUAACACGGGCUACAUGCUCAGCCAGGGGCUCUGCAAGCCCGAGGUCGCCGAGUCCACCGAUCAUUACAUCGGCUUCGAGACCGACCUGCAAGAUCUCGAGAUGAAGUACCUGUUGCAGAAAACGGACAGGCGACUAGAGGUCCAUGCCAUCUUCAUCAGCAACGACAUGCGCCUCAACAGCUGGUUCGACCCCUCCUGGCGGAAGCGGAUGCUCCUCACUUUGAAGAGCAACAAGUACAAGUCGAGCCUGGUCCACAUGAUCCUGGGUCUUUCUUUACAGAUUUGCUUAACUAAAAACAGCACCCUGGAGCCGGUGUUGGCCGUUUACGUCAAUCCCUUCGGAGGCAGCCACUCUGAGAGCUGGUUUAUGCCUGUGGAUGAAAACAGCUUCCCCGACUGGGAGCGGACUAAGCUGGACCUCCCCCUGCAGUGUUACAACUGGUCGCUGACUCUGGGGAACAAGUGGAAGACAUUUUUUGAGACAGUGCACAUCUACCUGAGGAGUCGCAUCAAGUCAAAUGGCCCCAACGGCAACGAGAGCAUUUACUACGAACCUCUGGAGUUCAUCGACCCUUCCCGGAACCUGGGUUAUAUGAAAAUCAAUAACAUUCAAGUGUUUGGCUACAGCAUGCAUUUUGACCCGGAAGCAAUUCGGGACCUGAUUCUGCAGCUGGACUACCCCUAUACUCAGGGAUCCCAGGACUCAGCACUUUUGCAACUUCUAGAGAUAAGAGACCGUGUAAAUAAACUCUCCCCACCCGGUCAGCGUCGUCUAGAUCUCUUCUCUUGCUUGCUUCGUCAUAGACUCAAGCUGUCUACUAGUGAGGUGGUGAGGAUCCAAUCUGCUCUGCAGGCGUUUAAUGCCAAAUUGCCAAACACAGUGGAUUAUGACACGACCAAAUUAUGUAGUUAACCAUAAAUGUCAAGCACAACCCAAAAUCUUGAAGGAGUUUUUACAGUGCUUUUGUGGAACGGUUUAUGUUUGGAAGAGUAAAUUUAAAUUGUCUUUUCAAUAUCUGUCUUAUAUCAGUCAAUAACAUUGGAUGGCAAUUUACACACAUGAACUUGCUGACAAUGAAUAUAUUAUACUGCAGUUUUGGUUUCUGAAUGAAAUAAAUACUGACGCCAGUCUAGAAGACAUUCUACUUUUUACAAUAAAUUUCAUUUGUAAUUUUA